AUGGAUGCGCUUACCCAGGAGAUCAUCCGGGUCGACCGUCCCGCUACAGGUGGUAAGGGUGAGGGUCUGACCGAGCAGACCUUCAAGAGAGACAUCAUUGGUCACUGCAAAGACUCGGACUAUGUGCCAGAGUUGCUUCCUGGUGGUACACGCAAGGAUCUGAAGCCGCUGAACGUGGUUCAACCCGAAGGUCCUUCCUUCCGCAUUACCGAGGAGUCGCUCGUAGAGUGGCAGAAGUGGCGGUUCCGCGUGGCCUUCAACCCCCGCGAGGGUGCUACCAUUCACGACGUCUGGUACGAUGGCCGCAGUGUGCUUUACCGACUGAGUGUUAGUGAGAUGACUGUACCCUAUGCCGAUCCUCGCCCUCCGUUCCACCGCAAGCAGGCGUUCGACUUUGGUGAUGGUGGUGGUGGAAAUAUGGCCAACAACCUCUCGAUCGGAUGCGAUUGCCUCGGUGUUAUCAAGUACUUUGAUGCUGUGAUGACGGGUGCCGAUGGUACGGCCAAGAAGAUGCCCAACGCCAUCUGCUUGCAUGAGCAGGAUAACGGUAUUGGCUGGAAGCACUCUAACUGGCGAACCGGUCGCGCAGUGGUGACCCGUCACCGGGAACUAGUUGUGCAGUUCAUCAUCACCCUGGCCAACUACGAGUACAUCUUUGCUUACAAGUUCGACCAAUCGGGCGGCAUCACGGUCGAGUCGCGCGCCACUGGUAUCUUGAACGUGGUCAACAUCGACGCUGGCAAGGUCAGCGAGUACGGCAACGUCGUCAGUGGCGGCGUUUUGGCCCAGAAUCACCAGCACAUUUUCUGUGUGCGCAUCGACCCUGCUAUCGACGGGCCCAACAACUCGGUGCAGGUGGAAGAGUCCCAUCCGGUGCCCAUGAACGCGGUCACCAACCCGAAUGGCAACUUCUACAAGGUCAACACAGAGACCAUGGAGCGCGCUGGCUUCUUCGAUGCCGCGCCGGAGCUUAACCGUACUGUCAAGAUGGUCAAUCCUCACAAGAAGAACCCGAUCAGUCAGAAGCCCGUUGGAUACAAGUUCAUUCCGCUGGCGACACAACGACUACUGGCCGAUCCCAACUCCAUCCAAGCGAGACGCGCACAAUUUGCUCAGCACCACGUGUGGGUGACCAAGUACCGCGAUGGCGAACUCUAUGCCGGUGGCCGGUACACGCUCCAGAGUCAGGAGGAAAUCGAGGGUGUGUCGGACGCAGUGAAGCGAGGUGAUUCCGUGGUGGACACAGAUGUUGUGGUUUGGAGCACCUUUGGCAUUACCCACAAUCCUCGUGUAGAAGAUUGGCCUGUGAUGCCUGUUGAGAUCUUCCAGCUGAUGAUCCGACCUGCGGAUUUCUUCACCGCUAAUCCGUCGUUGGAUGUGCCAUCCGACAAGAACGUCUCUUCGCGGGUGGUCGGCAACGACUGCUGUCGUAAUGCACACAUCUAA
Messenger RNA from Aspergillus luchuensis, 1446 nucleotides. Its product is annotated as putative copper amine oxidase. Gene Ontology annotation, biological process: amine metabolic process. The record is from RefSeq and is a predicted model, not a curated record. The transcript is spliced from 3 exons. Lineage: Eukaryota; Fungi; Ascomycota; Eurotiomycetes; Eurotiales; Aspergillaceae. Gene Ontology annotation, molecular function: primary methylamine oxidase activity; copper ion binding; quinone binding. The coding region runs from base 1 to 1446 and encodes 481 amino acids.